AUAUCAUCGUCCUCAACACUCAUAGGCUUAGUCACCGCAGUUUUCAUAAUGUUAGACUUCUAGCCUCGCCAUUCCCUUCAAAUUCGUAACUAUCGAUAUUGAAUUACAUCUUCUCUAUCCUGAAAAGAGGACCGAAAAAAGCCUACGUAACUGGCGACAUGUCGAGGAUAUCUAACGAAGAAGGCAAUGGCGUCAUGCAUACGGUUAACAACAACAAGACAGGAAGCGGGAACACGAAGAGGCAUUGUAAACGAUUUUGGUGGCUUUACUUGUUAAUUUUACUGAUAAUCAUAGUGGCUAUAGUUGUUCCAUGUGUGUUGCUCAUAGCCGUUCCCAGGAUGGCCCAGAAGAAGUUGAAUGAAGCCAAAUUAAGCAUUGAUGGGAUUACUGUCACCAACGCUCAAACCGACUCUCUAAAUAUGGCCAUCAACUCGACAAUUACCACAGAUGACUCAACUCACGCUACCAUCGACGGCUUCGAAGGUACAAUGUACCUAGCGGAUGUUAACCCUCCUCUAGCAUUCGCAAAGAUCGACUUUCCUCAAACAACGUCACACGCUCUACAAACCGUCAACAUCAGCCAACAGAUUCCCAUCUCAGAUUCAAAUGCUCUCACAACAUUCAACGAGCACCUCAUACGGCAAGAAUCUAUCUAUGUGAUGGUUCAGGGGGACACACAUGCCCACGUUCGCGGUAUCUCGUGCGCAUAUCCAGUUACCUUCAGGAAGACGGUUCCACUCAAGGGACUUAACAGCUUCAAGGGUCUCAGUGUGACCAAUCCGCACGUAAAUACCGGGCAAUUCGACAACUUCAAUGCCACGGCUCAUAUCCCUAAUCCGUCUGAUCUGACGCUGGAUAUCGGCAACACCACAUUCCACACCUACUUCAACAACACCGAAAUCGGGACGGCGUAUAUCUUAAACGUGGUACUACGCGCCGGGAUGACUAACGACUUCUUCAUAUGGGCCGAUAUCAACGAGACGACAAUACUCGAGGCAUUAACGCAGAGGCCUUGGUGCGAGCGCAAUGGUACUCUAACGUUCCAACUCGCAGGUAAGAAUGUGACGAACAACGGUCAGGCUCUACCGUACUUUGCGACUGCGUUAGGUGCGACGAAUGCUAGUGUGGAUAUCCCAAUCGGCCAGGCUGUGUGGAGUGAUAUUGGACUUUCUAUUGCUUGUAGUGACUAGUUUUCGUUGAUGGAAGGUUGUGUUGGUAAGAGAGACGACACAUUGAAAUAAGAUACCGAGUUAGGAGCAGCAAGGCAACUAGGGAUGUGCGAGGGAAUAUAACACAAGAUCAUACACAUCUAGAUGUACGUCUCAGCCACU
This is a messenger RNA of Hypoxylon trugodes, 1331 nucleotides long. RefSeq lists its product as uncharacterized. The record is from RefSeq and is a predicted model, not a curated record. The coding region runs from base 159 to 1190 and encodes 343 amino acids. The transcript has 4 exons. NCBI's taxonomy places the organism in Eukaryota, Fungi, Ascomycota, Sordariomycetes, Xylariales, Hypoxylaceae. Gene Ontology annotation, cellular component: fungal-type vacuole membrane.